This is a messenger RNA of Leptosia nina, 1644 nucleotides long. NCBI's taxonomy places the organism in Eukaryota, Metazoa, Arthropoda, Insecta, Lepidoptera, Pieridae. The record is from the annotation of a GenBank genome assembly.
AUGGAUGAAAAUGAAAUCUCAAUAAUAGGCAGCAAGGAUUAUGAAGAAGUUUCGAAAACGUUAAAUUCGUUUAUUAAGAACAAUGAGGACAAAUUUGCCUUUCCCUAUUUAUCUGAGAGGAACAUGCGUAUAUCUUUAUGGGCGGCCCUUUUUGAACACCUCCAGGAUAAAUCGGCUACAUCAGUACAUACAGCCUGUUUAUCAGCAUUAAGGAUAUUAAGUCGUGAUAAAAGUGAAGUAGAAAAUUUAGUAUGUGAAAGAUGGAUGAUUACACUAAUUGAAAAAGCUGGUCUGUAUAAUUUUAUUGACAUAAGCGAAGAUGUCACUGAUAACGUAAUACCUGGUAAAGAGAUAGCUGUUGAAGCUAUGAAGUGUUUAUGCAAUGUUGCUUUUAAUAGCGAAGUUGCCAGAGCAUUAUGUGCACAUACCAGUAUUGGACAGGGCCUAGUGGCCAGAUUACGAUCCUAUAAUGAAAUACCAUACAAAGAAGAUAUAAUGCUUUUUGAUAUGAAGCUCUUAUUUAUAUUGACUGCACUACGACAAGACAUAAGGUGUAAAAUUAAAAAUGAGCUGCAUGGAAUGGUUUAUUUAAUUAAUUGCUUAAAUGACCUUGUUUUGGAAGCAACUGAGAAGCGAAUAGAAGCUGCAGGCGUAGAUCAGAUACAGCAAGUGGUUCUUAGUGAUAAACAAGAGGCAAUAGCUUGUGAAAUUCUGAAGACACAAUUUAACAUGAUGUACCACUCUGGUCCUGAUGAGUCUAUUAGUGCAGAGGAAGAAGCCCUAUGUUUAAAACUGAUGCCAAUUCUUACAACUUUGCUGAUGGCUGAAACCUCUACUUGGGAUAAAUUGACAGAGUUACAUAGUAACAUUGCUAAUUUAUUAACAAGUGUGCCACCGGAAUUUUACCAAUACCUAUCCCCAGAGUGCAGUGAAGGAGAGGCAUUGAACUAUGUAUAUGAUGGCAAAAAUAUGGAAGCAGUGCAUGCGCUUCUACAACUUCUGCAGCACAGGCUUACUAUAACAAUGAGCACAGGCAACCAAUACGAGAAUCUAUCUCCAAUACUCACUGUACUGAACAAGAGUGCUCGAAACGUCCGCGCGCAUCGCAAGUACUUGCGGCAAACUGUAUUACCACCACUGCGAGAUGUCUCCAGACCCCCCGAGCAAGGAAAUACACUUCGCAACCAACUCUGCAGGCUUUUGACAACACCUGUAACGUCUGUCAGGGAUCUAGUGGCUGAGUUCCUUUUUAUACUAUGCAAAGAGAAAGUGGGCCGUAUGGUGAAGUACACAGGUUUUGGCAACGCGGCGGGUCACUUGGCCCAGAAAGGAUUGAUGUGUGGCGGCCGCGGACCCAUUCAGUACUCGUCCAGCAGUGAAGACUCUGACACCGAGGAAUAUUUAGAAGCUCAACCCCACAUUGAUCCAGUAGUGGGUUGCACAAGACCACCUAGGAUUAACCCAUUUGAGAAUAUGACUGAGGAACAGAAGGAAUAUGAAGCGAUGAAGCUAGUGAACUUAUUCGACAAGAUGUUGUCAGAGGGUGUGGUGAAACCGGCCACCAUCGGCCCGGAUGGAAAACCCAAGCCCGUUGAACACGUUCUCGAGAUGAGAGAAAACCCGCCGAACAGAUCACAAUCCUAG